AUGGAGGCGUGCUGCGGGCUGGGCCCCUUGAGGGCGACGGUGGGGUGCGUCAGCAAGGAGAUGGCGUGCGCCACGCCGGAGCGCCACGUGUGGUGGGACCUCUACAGCCCCACGGAGGCCGCCGACGCCCUCGUCGCCAACUGGUCCUGGACGUCGUCGUCGGACUCCGGCGCCGCCGCCGGCGCCACGAGCAUCUGCGGCCCCAUCUCUCUGCAGCAGCUGGCUGGCCGGUCGCCGCCGCCGGCGGAGGUGUAG
Miscanthus lutarioriparius is the source of this 255-nucleotide messenger RNA. The record is from the annotation of a GenBank genome assembly. NCBI's taxonomy places the organism in Eukaryota, Viridiplantae, Streptophyta, Magnoliopsida, Poales, Poaceae.